CCAGCUGCAAAUAUGAGGACAAUCCUGAUUAUCUCCCUCCUCAGCUGCUUCUUUGCAGCUAACAAUGCCAAAGUCUUCUCCAAAUGUGAGCUGGCCCGCCAGCUGAAGGCUCAUGGAAUGGAUGGCUUCCAUGGCUACAGCUUGGCAAACUGGGUCUGCAUGGCUGAGCAUGAGAGUAGCUUCAACACCCGGGCUUUUAAUGGAAGAAACUCCAAUGGCAGUAGUGACUAUGGGAUCUUCCAGCUGAACAACCAGUGGUGGUGCAAGGACAACAAGUUUCCCUCAGAAAAUGCCUGCAACAUAAUGUGCAGCAAAUUUCUGGAUGAUAACAUCAGUGAUGACAUCAACUGUAUCAAGAGGGUUGUGAGAGAUCCUAACGGGAUGUCUGCUUGGGUGGCCUGGGUAAAUCACUGCAAAAACAAGAAUUUGUCCCAAUACCUGGCCGGCUGUCAACUGUGAGACUGUCCUUGAAUAUGGCUCCUGGAGAAGGUGGCCCAGAAGGCAGGGCAAUGCUUCAAGAUCCUAGGAAGCUCUGCAUGUUCCCCCAUCUUUGCCUCCAAAAUAAAAAUUACU
Messenger RNA from Myotis daubentonii (Daubenton's bat), 573 nucleotides. RefSeq names its product lysozyme C, milk isozyme-like. Gene Ontology annotation, molecular function: lysozyme activity. Lineage: Eukaryota; Metazoa; Chordata; Mammalia; Chiroptera; Vespertilionidae. The record is from RefSeq and is a predicted model, not a curated record.